This is a messenger RNA of Durusdinium trenchii, 993 nucleotides long. The record is from the annotation of a GenBank genome assembly. Lineage: Eukaryota; Dinophyceae; Suessiales; Symbiodiniaceae.
AUGCCUAGCGGUUAUGUACCGACCACUGCAGAAGAGAAGGCAGAUGCCGAAGCUGCCAUAAGCUGGGGGGACAUCAUCUUCGCCAGAAACGGAGACCUCCCGGCGGUGCGGCACUUCGUUCGCAGCGAUGCGGAGGCGGUGCACCAGAAGGACGGCGAUUAUUACGGAAUGACAGCACUGAUGUGGGCAGCUGCCUGUGGCCACCUCUCCUUGGCCCAAUUCUUGGUGAAGGAGAAAGCCGAUGUGAAUGCGAAGGACAUUGACGGCCAAACUGCCUUGGAUCGGGCUCGAAAAAACGGCAAGACAGACAUGGUGGCCUUCCUGGAACGCGCUGCAAAGGACACGACCCACCUGGAGGCUGAAUUAGCUGCCACGAAGGCAAAGCUGGAGCGCAUGCAGCUGACCGCAGCCUCUCCGUCCACUUCUGGCGGUUACGCGGGACAGGCUUUUGCCACAGCACCAGCACCCAAGGCAUCAAGCCAAGCUGCAGGGAGCGAGGCCAUUCCCGAUGGCGCUGCCGCGCCGGUCUCCAUGUUUUCCGCCCGGUUCAAUGGCGGUGAAUUCGAGCUGAAAUUCCGUGAAGUGCAUCGAUUGCUCAAAGAGCAUAAUUUCGAUAAUCUCAUGGUUAAUGCUGAUGCUGGAGACAACUUUGGGACUCUUACCCUAGAAUACUUCGGCAGAGUUCAUUUUGAGAAUGGAGUCAUGUUGUGCGUUUGCACGGAGGACUACGGUGAAAUCACCAAGUCCAAGUACUCGUCCAACUAUGAAUUGCAGUACAUUUAUGACCAAAAUUUGCGGAAGAUACCAAUCAGGGUAGUUCCAAUCUACCCACCGAGGCCUGACUGUGGUCCGCGUCAUAUGUACGACAAGUCGUACAGUGCACGAGUCCUCGUGAACUCAGUCUUUAAGGAUUCUGUGGUGUUCCUGGACUGCCAGGACAAGACCGCACACGAGAUUGCUUUGAUGCUUGCAAAGAAGCUCUUGGCCAUGUAA